Molecule: messenger RNA, 1106 nt
Organism: Pararge aegeria (speckled wood butterfly)
Lineage: Eukaryota; Metazoa; Arthropoda; Insecta; Lepidoptera; Nymphalidae
Gene: veli
Product: protein lin-7 homolog C
Exons: 2
Coding region: 132-731 (199 amino acids)
Biological process (GO): neurotransmitter secretion; protein localization to basolateral plasma membrane; maintenance of epithelial cell apical/basal polarity
Cellular component (GO): cell-cell junction; synapse; basolateral plasma membrane
Molecular function (GO): protein binding
Source: RefSeq, a predicted model, not a curated record
CCCAUCAAAAAAAUGUCUGAAUCUCGAAUGUCAUUUUCAGUCUGACAAUUGUAGAAUAAGUGAAAUUCGUAUUGAUUUACUUCCGAAAACUGUGACUUUUUAGUUCAAUACAUUAGAUUCACGCUUACAAUAUGAGUGCAAACGCGGGUGAACAACUAACAUUGGCUAGAGACAUUAAAAGAGCCAUUGAGCUACUCGAGAAGUUGCAGCAAAGUGGUGAAGUACCAGCAACAAAAUUAGCAGCUUUGCAAAAGGUACUGCAAAGUGACUUCCUAAACGCUGUUAGGGAAGUUUACGAGCAUGUUUACGAGACUGUGGACAUUCAAGGUUCAGCGGACAUUCGUGCUUCUGCGACGGCCAAAGCAACAGUGGCUGCUUUCGCUGCCGCGGAAGGCCAUGCCCAUCCUCGAGUUGUAGAGUUACCCAAGACGGAGGAAGGGCUUGGAUUCAACGUAAUGGGCGGUAAAGAACAAAAUUCUCCCAUAUACAUUUCGAGAAUCAUACCCGGUGGAGUUGCAGAUCGUCAUGGAGGCUUGAAGAGGGGUGAUCAGUUACUUUCGGUCAAUGGAGUGUCUGUGGAAGGUGAGAACCAUGAAAAAGCUGUUGAAUUGUUGAAACAGGCUGUUGGGUCUGUGAAACUUGUUGUUCGUUACACUCCAAAAGUAUUGGAGGAGAUGGAAAUGAGAUUUGAUAAACAGCGAACUGCUAGGCGACGUCCAACUUACAACUAAUUUGAUAUGCACAUAAAGAAUGUGUAUUUUACUAUAAUGAAUAUUUAUUUGUUUUACUUUAUAUAGAUGUGAUAGAAUUGUGUAAUCUAUAGUGGUAUAAAUUUAUUACUAACAUUACUAAAAGUAUGAUACUGCACUUUUGAUUAUUUUAGGCCAUAAAAUAAUUUUAACUUUAGGACAUUGUGCACAAGUUGAUAGCAAGUUGUUUGGUUGCAAGUUAUAAGAGCAUUUUGCAAAUUUGAAACAUGUAGUAUUAAAUGAUUGUAUAACCUGAUGCGUUCAUAAUAUACCAUUUAAGUUGUGCAUAGGUCAUGUGUAUAUUUUUAUAAUUUUUAUUAGUGUUUUUACCUACACUUGGAGGUAUUAUCAAUUUUA